AUAUCUCAAAUAUCAACCUCGUGGCUGUAUUCGUAGACCAAACCAAAGCAGGCAGCUUGGCACCAUACUCUACAAACGGGUCAGCGUUGCCGCUUCCAAGACACCAUCAUCUGUCAUUUCCAUUUAGAGCGUUCACCACAACGAAACCCCAUCAGCGAGCAAGAUGUGCUCUUUCACCAGCGGAUGCUCUCACCUCACUUGUUUUCUGACUUAGCAUUGCGCCUUGCGCCCCCCGCCCUAUGCACCUCAUUGCCCUGUUCCAACUUCCUCUCGUGCUCCCAUAGGUGGCCAUGCGCGCCUUCGCGCCCGUAUGCAUGGCGUCAACGCUGGGCUUGGGAUGCCUGCUGCCAAUCGCAGUGCCAAGUCUUUCUCGUCAGGAGUCGGGGAUCAGGAGCAGUUGAGUCUUCAAUCGUCAUGGUGUUGGACAAGGGCUCCAGAGGGUCUGAUUUCUAUGGCACCGUCAGCAAUACGGAUGCGACAACUUCCCAUCCGACAAGUUACGACAAAUCUUAUUCGACAGCUUCGAAGGAAUCAGCCAAGCAUCCAGUGCGCACACCUUAUCGAGUAUCCCUGUAUUCUUCGGGCAAAGUGUGGAGUCUGAUCGUUCGUGGGCGGAUUAGAAUGACCAUGUGGCUACUCUCGAUGUGAAGAUAUUCGCAAAGAUUUCCGGGUCUUCUACGAAGACAUCUCAGCGAGCAUCCGCAUGAUUGUGCCUCUGACUCCUUGGCCGCUCCGCACGGGAUUGAGUGAUGAAUCUCCAAGGUUGAGAAUGUUUCAUCUCAGAGAUCGAGAUGGACGUAAAUGUUGCCGGAAUUAUUGCGAGGUGGAAACACAGCAGGAUUGACGGGUUCCACCGUGUGUAUGGCCUUUCAAACCAACUAGAGCAAGAUGUCAUCCAGAAUUUGACAUACUCUCCUUACCCUAGAUACUUGACUUCUGGUAGAUAGGUGACUUCGACUAGAUACGUUAUCUUGGCGCGUUCUUGCUUACCUGCCUAUGUUUACUUCCGCCUGGGGCGAGGCCGUCAGGGACUCGUC
Messenger RNA from Colletotrichum phormii, 1037 nucleotides. RefSeq lists its product as uncharacterized. The record is from RefSeq and is a predicted model, not a curated record. The coding region runs from base 184 to 648 and encodes 154 amino acids. Lineage: Eukaryota; Fungi; Ascomycota; Sordariomycetes; Glomerellales; Glomerellaceae. The transcript has a single exon.